AAAUAAAACAACAACAUUACAUUUGUUAUUGUGUAAAAAAUUUUUUUGUAUGUAAAAACAAUUUUUUUUUUUAUUUUUUUUUAUUCACUUAAUUUAAUUCAUUCACACAUACAUUUGUUAUAUAUAAUAAAAAAAAAUGAAUAAUAAAAUAUUAUUUGUUUUUUUUAUUUGUUUAAUUAAUAUUUGUUUAUCUUUAAAUUUAGAAAAUAAAGUAAUUAUUGCUCAUACAAAAAUUCCAUUGUUUUGGAAAAAUGAAAGGGAUGUUUCAAGUUCAAAUGAUUUAAUAUCAUUUAAAUUUCUAUUAAAACAAAAUAAUUUAGAUAAAUUGAAAUAUUAUUUCACCGAAGUUAGUAAUCCAAAAUCUGAAUUAUAUGGCCAAUUUUUAUCAAGAGAAGAAAUAAAUGAAAUCACUAGAUCUGAUGAAGUUCACUUUAGUAAUGUGUUGGAAUUAUUGGAGCAUCAUGGGAUUGGAGGUGAUGAAAUUCUAGUAUUCAGUGACUAUAUCACCGUUACAACAUCUUUAAAGAAAGCUGCCUCAAUUUUUAGUACAAAGUUCUCUCAAUAUAGAAAUUUAAAGAAUGGUGUUGUUAGAAAUAGAAUUAGUGGCCCUGCUUAUUUACCAAAGGAAAUUGCCAAUUCUAUAGAUUUUGUUACUGGUAUCUCUGAAUUGAUUGAUAGUAAAGUUAAGACACCACAUCACGAUCGUAAAGAUUAUGAUGCCAGUGUAGGUGAUGAUAUCCUUAUCACUCCAAAUGUAUUAAAGCAUUACUAUAAUGUCCCAACUAGUGUUAUAGGUCACGAUCCAAAUAAUCUCCAAGGUAUUGCUGCUUUUACUGAUUAUUUUUCUGUUGGUGCUUUGGCUGAAUUUGUAAAAGAAUAUGAAUUACCAACCCCAAAUGUCACAAGAAAUGGUACUGAUUGUUUGGGUAAUGGCUGUGAUCAAUAUGAAAGUGAUUUAGAUGUUCAAUAUAUGACUGCUAUGGGUAUCGGAAUCCCAACAGUUUUUAUGGCUCAUGGUGACGGAAAAUGGAUUUUAGAUUUUACUCAAGAUUUAAUGGGAAUUAGCAACCCACCACUUGUAAAUUCUAUUAGUUAUGGUUGGGCCGAAUUGUCACAAUGUGAUAUUACCGAUGGCUGUGGCCAAUAUGGUUAUAAUUCUCAGCAGUAUGUUGAUAGAACAGAUACUGAGUUCCAAAAACUUGGAACUAGUGGUAUUUCGGUAUUAGUUUCUGAUGGUGACGAUGGUGCACCAUCUUUAGGUGGUGCUAGUGGAAACUGUCCUAUUGAUACAGGUACAUAUUGCCCAACUGGAGGAUGUCAACAUACCAAAUCAUAUUGCAGCGAACUAACAUUCCAAAGUACAAAGGACGGCUCCUUUUGUUUCUUCCCAAUGGGUAUUGGUGCAGAUGCUUGUAGUAACUUUUUAAAUGACCCAUCAUUACAAGAUGCUAUGAAUGCAUUCGCUCAAAAGAACUCAAAAUGUAACUUGGCCUUUGAAAAUGAUAGAACUAAUCUUCCACAUGUUUAUUCAGAAUGUACAUGUACCCAAUUACAAAAUGUAACCACCGAAGGAUAUACCAUUGCACCAUAUCAAUUCUAUCAAGAAAAUGGUGCCAUAUUUACUGGAGAAUAUCCAACCUCGAGUCCAUUUGUAACCUCAGUUGGUGCCACCCAAUUCCUUUCUAGAAACCAAAAUAUUUCCCAAGAAAUUGUUUGUUCAAUUCUUGAGGGUGCUAAAAUCACCACUGGUGGAGGUUUUUCUGCAUUCCAAAAACAAGAAGACUACCAAAAUGAAGCAGUAAAAGGUUAUUUAUCCAAUAACCAAGGUUCAUUACCCCCAUCAUUUUCUUAUGACCCUUCAAUGAGAGCAUAUCCAGAUAUUUCAUUUGUUGGACAUAAUUAUAAUAUUUAUGCUAGUACAAAUAAUGGAGAUUUAGAUAAAUGUCCAUGUAGCAACUUACCAGUAGACGGAACAAGUUGUUCAUCACCAGCUUUAGCAGGUUUAAUAUCUUUAAUUAAUGAUAAACUUUUAGCAAAUGGUAAAUCACCAUUAGGAUUUUUAAAUCCACUUCUUUAUCAAAUGGCUCAAGAGUAUCCACAAGCAUUUAAUGAUAUUACAGCUGGUAGUAAUAGAUGUAAUAGAAGCUAUUGUUGCAAAAUGGGUUGGAGCGCAGCUGAAGGUUGGGACCCAGUAUCAGGUCUUGGCAGUAUUGAUUUCCAGAGCUUUGAAAGCUAUGUUCUUAAAAUGAAAGGAGUUACUCAAUAGUUUUUAUUAAAAUAUUUUAAAUAAAGUUAAUUUUUUAUUAAAUAAUUUUUAAUUU
Messenger RNA from Dictyostelium purpureum, 2321 nucleotides. RefSeq lists its product as uncharacterized. Gene Ontology annotation, biological process: proteolysis. NCBI's taxonomy places the organism in Eukaryota, Evosea, Eumycetozoa, Dictyosteliales, Dictyosteliaceae. The coding region runs from base 137 to 2266 and encodes 709 amino acids. Gene Ontology annotation, molecular function: serine-type endopeptidase activity; tripeptidyl-peptidase activity. The record is from RefSeq and is a predicted model, not a curated record. The transcript has 8 exons.